AUGAGCACACGAUCGCUAAAUCUCCCCAUCCUCGCGGCCAAUCAUGCCAAGACCACCUCGCCCAACCAAAAGUGGGCCCCAAAGAAGAAGAGGGCCUUCAAGAACCUCGACGGCAUUCCUGAAGUCGACACCCCAGUCACAUCGUCUCCCACAGCGAAGCGGGAUCGCAAAGUCGCUCAGACGGAGGGCGAGCGGCCCCGGGACCACGCUGAGCUCCGAACUAGUCACUUGGACAAGAGGCCAUUCAAAAGCAACCAAGAUGACAUCGGCGACGAGACGCUGACCGAGGACUUUGAAGGGUCGACGCUGGUCGAGGAGGUGAAGGUAAAAAAAGGCGAUGGCUCACACAAGGAUCCUCACAAGAAGUCGUGGAGAGGAUCGGCCUGGUAUGCCGCAUGA
This is a messenger RNA of Pyricularia grisea, 399 nucleotides long. RefSeq lists its product as uncharacterized. The transcript has a single exon. The coding region runs from base 1 to 399 and encodes 132 amino acids. The record is from RefSeq and is a predicted model, not a curated record. NCBI's taxonomy places the organism in Eukaryota, Fungi, Ascomycota, Sordariomycetes, Magnaporthales, Pyriculariaceae.